GCCCUAACUGUUGUUUACCUUUAUUUUGGAGUUCGUGUCGAAGCAAAGGUUCUCAAUUAUCAAAAUAGUGAUUUCAUCUGUGAUUAUUUUUCUAACGUUUAUUUAUGAUUAAUAAUGGUGAUUUUAGCUUUCGAGAUAAUCACCAUUGGGCACCAAUCUAGUCUUCAAGGAUCAUUGUUAACAACUACCAUCAAUUAAAUAAAGGAUGUGGAUUGUAAUUUAUCGUGUGAUGCAAGGUUAUUGCGGAACUACUAAUUCAACAUUUAUCUCUAAUUGAAUCACAAUCAUCCCGCCAAGUUAAAGGUCAAUUCAGAAAAUCAUACUUAACAUAACUGUGGUCAUAUGAGGUAUGAGGUGAUCAUCAACUAAAAUUGUAACAAUAAAAGAAAGGAGACAAUUAUGGAGCGAAUGGAGGUGUUACCUAGUUGGAAUGAUGAUAGCUCUAUUAUAGCAUCAUAUAACUCUAUCAAUAGUGAUGAAGAUUCUACAUCGUGUGUAAUUAACAAGAUGCAUCCGUCAGAUAGCUCACCAACCAGUGGAACUGGUCUUACCGUAGGAAUCAGAGGUUUAGAAGAUAGGUCAAAAGUUGAGUUGUACAAAAAAAGGUUCAUCAUUUUGUUCCUAUUCUGUCUCUAUUCUGCUUCCAAUGCAUUCCAAUGGUUACAAUAUACAAUCAUCACCCAAAAAAUAUCUACCUUUUAUAAGGUUGAUAAUCUAUCAGUUAACCUAACAUCAAUGCUCUACAUGUUUGUUUUUGUACCUGGUACAAUUCCUGCUUCCUGGUUACUUGAUCGGAAAGGCUUACGCUUUACUGUUUUGAUUGGGUCAUUCUUUACUUUUGUGGGGGCCCUCGUAAAAUGUGCAAGUGUCCAACCAGACAGAUUUUGGGUCACAAUGAUUGGUCAAACCAUUGUCGCAACCUGUAAUCUGUUUGUAAUAAAUUUACCUCCUCGUAUAGCUGCUGUUUGGUUCGGGGAACGUGAAGUGUCAACUGCUACAUCGAUUGGAGUCUUUGGUAAUCAACUUGGUAUUUGUGUUGGUUUUUUUCUACCUCCUUUGAUUGUGCACUCUUCUAAUAUCGAUGAAAUUUCUAAACAACUCGCCUAUGUCUUCUAUGGAACUGCUGUUUUCACCGGUUUAUUGUUUAUAGCCAUUGUGCUGUUUUUUGAAGAUAAACCCAAAAAAUCUCCCAGCAACAGUGCAGCUCGAGCUAAUUUUUUACAAGAAGAUUUGUAUUUUCUGCAAUCAUUGAAAGCUCUUAUCACAGAUUUAAACAUGGUAAAGCUAACUCUCAGCUAUGGAAUCAAUGUUGGUAUUUUUUAUGCAAUUUCAACUAUUCUUGAACAAAUGAUCUCAUCAGCCUUUCCUGGUCAUGAAUCUGAUGCAGGCAACAUAGGUGCUAUUAUUACAGUUGUCGGUACAUUUGGUUCCAUGAUUAGCGGUUUCAUCCUGGAUAAAACACAUCGAUACAAGGAAACAAUAUUAGCUCUCUAUUUAUUUUCGUUCAUUGGUUUGAUUGGAUUUACUGUGGUAUUAAAAUUCAAUAUUUUAUAUGUCUACAUAAUUUCAGCUCCUCUUGGUUUUUUCAUGACUGGUUACCUUCCUAUUGGUUUUGAAUAUGCAGCUGAGAUCACCUAUCCUCAACCAGAGGGAAAUUCUGCUAGUCUACUCAAUGCCUCAGCGCAGUUUUUUGGUAUUAUAAUGAUUUUUGGAUCUACAUUACUGGUUGACAGGCUUGGCCAUUUAAUUUGUAAUAUCAUUCUAUGUGCGAUUCUAUUUAUUGGUCUUAUUCUUACCUCUCUCACCAAUGGUGAAUUGAAAAGACGACAAGCAACUCUGAAGAGUCAUGAAUAUAUGAAUUCUUAAUCAUUGGAUGCUUGAAAAAUUUGAUUUGGACAAUUGUUAAGGCACGCAUUUGCCUUACCGUUCUGCAAUCAGCUUUAGCUAUCUAUUUCUCAUUUCAUUUAAAAUACGGUAACAUGCUGUGUAGAUUGUAAGGAUCGUAACAUUGGUAACAGAUUAUCAGCAUCUGCUGUUCAUCAAGGUCUAAUUGAAUGGUUUGAUUAUUGUUUGAUUUUACCUGCCGAACAAAGUUAUGUCAUAAAUUACUGUGUCUCUUUAUGAACAAGUAUCUCAUUAAUUCACCUUACCUGUUGUAUGGUCACAUUCAAAGCUGAUUGCUUUUUUCUGAUUAUGAAACUCAUGUCUUUCGAGAUCUUCUGUGAUCAAAGAUACAAGCUCAACGAUGCAGUUGAUGAUAAAGGUUACAUCCGUGUUUAAUGGCCUAUCUUCAACUAAUUGUAAAAGUCUCUUUAGAAACCAAAUUUGCCGCAUAUCUUAUGUCUUUCAUUAUAAAUCAUCUUAGCAAUUGCGCCUUGAGGAAUAAUUAUGCUACGUCAUGUUCAACCAAUGAUUUUUUAUUAACAGUCUCUCGACACGUUUUCACCGCCUGAAUCACUACAUUACCUAACUUAAUGUUCAUUUUAUUGUAAAGGACAAAGUAUAAUUAUUGCAAAUCAUAUUGAUUAUAUAAAACUAUCAGAUUAUGAUAAAAAAACUCGAGGUUAGUUUUAAUUUGAAAUAACUUUGUCGCAUUUCAAUCAUAAUUUACUUAUUAAAAUCAUGUCUUCCAAACAUUUA
Molecule: messenger RNA, 2640 nt
Organism: Tetranychus urticae (two-spotted spider mite)
Lineage: Eukaryota; Metazoa; Arthropoda; Arachnida; Trombidiformes; Tetranychidae
Product: choline/ethanolamine transporter flvcr2a
Biological process (GO): heme export; transmembrane transport
Cellular component (GO): membrane
Molecular function (GO): heme binding; heme transmembrane transporter activity
Source: RefSeq, a predicted model, not a curated record